Messenger RNA from Electrophorus electricus (electric eel), 2906 nucleotides. It is a transcript of the gene bhlhe40, whose product is annotated as basic helix-loop-helix family, member e40. The record is from RefSeq and is a predicted model, not a curated record. Gene Ontology annotation, biological process: regulation of DNA-templated transcription. Gene Ontology annotation, molecular function: protein dimerization activity; DNA binding. Lineage: Eukaryota; Metazoa; Chordata; Actinopteri; Gymnotiformes; Gymnotidae.
UGUGCAGUCACAGGGUUUGUUGAGCACGUAGAACAGUCCACCCCCCCCCACGCACGCACAUUUAACCGCGGCUCGCGCGUCUCAACUGUUGCCGACUGCGCCUGCAUCGCGAGUGGACAACAUCGUCCUUCCCGUCCUUGAUCCGCUUGCAACAGGAAAGUGCAGCGAAAACUUAUUUUCAGCGCGGGAUAGAAAUUUUUCUCGUGUUUUUCGAAGGAAACGUGCACUACGGUGAUCUUUAUGAGCAAUUAAAGGGGAUUUAUCCUCCGUUAUCCUCCGGGACUGUGUUUUUUGGGGGAAUAAAGCUUGCUUUCCACUUGCGUCAGCGCUCCGCACGGGCGACAUGGAGAGGAUCCCGAGUGCGCAGCCUCCUCCGUGUGUCCAGAAGCAGUCCGCGCUGGAUCUGGCGGACAUGGCACGAAUGGAUUACCCAAUAUACGUGUACAAGCCUCGGAGAGGAGUGAAACGCGGAGACGACAGCAAGGAUACAUAUAAGUUACCCCACCGUUUGAUCGAGAAGAAAAGACGCGACAGAAUAAACGAAUGCAUCGCGCAGUUGAAGGAUUUGCUGCCGGAACACCUUAAACUUACUACGCUGGGACACUUGGAAAAGGCAGUGGUGUUGGAGCUCACGCUGAAGCACGUGAAGGCGCUCAACAGCUUGCUGGAACAGCAGCAGCAGCAAAUUAUUUCUCUGCAGAACGGGAUGCAUAUCGGGGAUCAGUCCAAUGGGAGCCCCGAGAGCAGCGAGAUGUUCCGCUCCGGAUUCCAUCUCUGCGCGAAGGAGGUGUUGCAGCUCCUGGCCAGACAGGAGGACCCGCGUGAGCUGAGCCCCACGCACAUCGUCAACCACCUGCACAAGGUGGCCGGCGAGCUGCUGCGCCCCCCCGCCAGCCCCCGCCCGGACGCGCCCUCGCCCGGACGCGACCGCCCCGACGUCCGGCAGAAGGCGGCGGCGCCCCAGCCGCGGGGCCCCGAGGGCCACGCCAAGAACUGCGUCCCCGUCAUCCAGCGGACGUACCCGCAGGGCAGCGAGCAGAGCGGCAGCGACACAGACACGGAUAGCGGCUACGGCGGCGAGCUGGAAAAGCGGGAGGCCAAGGGCCCGCGGACAGGCUGCCGCGGGCGAGAGGGCGCGGAGCCGAAGUACGCCCGGACGGGCGCCAUCAAGGAGGAGCGGGACGAGCCGCGGGCCAAGCGCGCACGCUCGGACUCUUCCGAGGACGAGUCGCUGUCGGGGCACGAGGUGCUGGUGGCAGGCCACAGGCCCUACGUGAACUUCUCGCCCCACCAGCCACCUCUCUGCAUGCCGUUCUACCUCUUCCCCCCGAGCGCGGCCACGGCCGCAGCCUAUCUCCCCGUGCUGGAGAAGUGCUGGUACCCCGGGGGCAUGCCCAUGCUGUACCCCAGCCUCGGGGGCUCCGGGGCGUCCCUGUCACCCGACAAGCUCCCCUCGUCGAUGGUCAUGUCGCCCAGGGUGGCAUCCCCCAUCGCCCCUCAGACUCCCAUGGACUCUCCUGCCCUCCUCCAGGCCCUGAAGCAGGUCCCUCCCUUAAACCUGGAAACCAAAGACUGAGAGCUGUGUAGGAGCCCCCCCCCCCCCCCCCCCCCCCCCACACACGCCCACGCCCGCAGCUUGGCCCUCUGAAAGUGCUGGGUGAUGGGAGCGCUGACGGAGGACGCAGUGACGGAGAAGGAGGAAGAUGAAGAGCAUGCUGGAGCUUUCUUCCCCUUCCUCUGCCUUGAAGGGUUACGCCACCUACUCCCCCUGACUGCUACUCUUCUCACACACACACACACACACACACACACACACACACACACACACAAGCCCGGUGGAGAGAGAGUGUCCCUGUAGAGAUGGAUACGCACUGGACAUUCUGAUGAAGAUGAGGAGUCGAGAUAGGGCAACACCCAGAGUGCGCUGUUUUCAGUCACUGUGAAGAAGGUGAAUUUGAGAACACUGAGCUGUUCGCGUCAUUGAAGGACCCCUGCCGAAGCACUCGCGCUGACGGUUUGAUUUGAAACAUAAAUAAACAAGUAAACUACAAACAAAACGUAAAUCCAGAAUGUGAUGUGUACACACCCCCCCCAAACGAAAAACAAUAAGUCCUGCCCUUUGCACACACCUUUCUGUUUUGAAUGUAAACGAGAAAAAAAUAACUAGAGAAACCCCUGUAGAUGCUGCUUCGUGGUGUUUGGACGUUUCUCUGUGCUACAGAGCUUUGAGAGGAGCUUCACACUGUUGUGACUCUGUGGCUGCUUUAAACCAAGGCUGUCCUGUUUUUUUUGUUUUUGUUGUUGUCUUGUUUUUGUUUUUUUGUUUUUCACUUCUUUUUUUUUUUUUGCCUGGCGUGCUACCAAAUAAUGGUCUGUCUACUUUAGUUGACCUGAGCUACAUCACAGGAAACGGCAACUUCAAACAAUCGCCCCCAUCUCGUCCCCAUCUCUGAUUCAUCUGUUACCCCACAAACUGAAUCCCUCAAAUACUUGUGGGGGGUGACUUUGGCCCAAAAACAUGUCACUUGUGUACAUAAGGGAGUAAUGUAUUUUAUUUAUUUUUUCUUUUUUUUUUCUUUUUUUUAGAGCGAGAGCGAGAGAUUGUAAUAUAUCAUUGGUUGUGCAAGUAGUACUUGUGAGGUAACCAUGUUGUGUAAUGCAUUUGUUUAUACUACGUGUACAUCUAUAUUUUUGAUACAUGACCUGCAAGUUGUGUGUCUGCAUUGCGACAGAUGGGAGUUCCCGACUGGUUCGUUGUAGGUGAUGUUGGCAUCAUGUUCUAUGUUCAUUUCUGGUCAAAUUAAGACAGAUCUUUGUUCAUGCUGUUGCCUUUAUUUGUUUCAAGCAGUAAAAUAAUUACAGUUAUGUACAUUUUAAAUUCUGAAAUCUUUGAGAAGCGAGGAAAG